Contarinia nasturtii (swede midge) is the source of this 2619-nucleotide messenger RNA. Its product is annotated as prestalk protein-like. The record is from RefSeq and is a predicted model, not a curated record. NCBI's taxonomy places the organism in Eukaryota, Metazoa, Arthropoda, Insecta, Diptera, Cecidomyiidae. The transcript is spliced from 7 exons. Bases 179 to 2590 code for a protein of 803 amino acids.
AUAAACUUUAAUACACAUCAACAACCGUAUUUUUCAAAAUAACUUAAAUCAGUAUAAAUUCUAGUCAAUUUUCAGUUGAAGACUAUUAACUGAACACCAAAAAUUGUUCAAAAAAGAAUGUGUCGAAAAAAUACCGAAUGGAAUUUGUCUACACUAUUUUUGGCACUCAUAACAAUUUAUGAUUUCACUUCUGUGGCUACUCGUGGUAAGGUACUAUUUUUGUGCUGCACACGAACUACAGUGUUACACAUGUUCAUCGGACAUCCUGACGGCUUGUUCAGUGGAUUACAUUCUAAAUCAAGAGGAACUACCUUAUAAUACGUGCCCGUUGAAUACUACAUCGUGUUUUACGAAAGUAGAAAAUGGUAUCACCUAUCGUGGAUGUUUGACACCAAAAAAAGUCGGCUCAAAAGCGGUUACCUGUAAUGAUGUAAAUGAAUGUGAUCAAAUUUGUCAUACUAGCAAAUGUAAUAGAAAUACAAGUGGUACGGGAUCGAAUUCCUUUCAAACUAAAGUCGACGACAAUGUAGAAAAUAAACCAUUGCGGUGUAUUGAGUGUGACUCACGCAAAGCAGGGGAAGAAUGUGUCGAUACAUCGUUUGCUAAUCGAGUGGAAUGUCCAUCAAAUAUGGGCUGUUAUCAUCAUUUCGAUGGGAAAUCGGUGCGUCGAGGUUGUCUUGUCAAUUUAGACGAAAAGGCUCGAAAAAAGUGUGAAUUAGAUAGUGACGAGUGCAAAAAAUGCGCGGAAAAUGAAUGCAAUUGGAGGCCAUCGUUUCAAUCAUGUAUAAAAACCGAUCUUACUGAAAGCAAAUCGAAAAUAUGCAAACGAUAUACGGAUCAAUGUUUUACACAUGUUUCCAGUGAUAUUGUUCGACGCGGUUGUGUGAGCGAUAUAACUGAAUCACCAAAUGAAGAUGGUAUCAAUAUUACAGACUGUGAACUAUGCAUUGGAUGGAAUUGUAAUUCAAGAACAACGGUAAAAAGAUGUUUGAUUUGUGAUACAGGUACGGAUAAUAAUCAAUGUGCUAUAAAUGCAGUAUCAAAUUAUAGUCAAAUUUGUACAAAUCCAAAUGAUCAUUGCUAUAUAUACAUCGGCGAACAUCAAAUCUCAAGAGGUUGUGUAUCCGAAAGUGAUGAGCUAUUCAAGGAGUGCCAACAAAAUCCCAAAAAAUGCUCUAUUUGCACAACAGAUAAUUGCAAUAACAAAAACAUUAUGGUGGAGACUUGUGCAUCGUGUGAUUCGAGGAAUAAUGAACAAUGUCACCUUGAACCUACUCGAUAUGCGAACAAAAUAUGUAGUGAAAUACAAACGACAGAUCGACUAGGUUGUUACUUACGUGUGAAUGACGAACAUUAUGAAAGGGGUUGCGUUCGUGAUUUGGAUCGAAAUUCAGUAUCUGAAUGUGAAAAGCAAACGGAAAAUUGUAAAACAUGCAAAGCAAAAGAUUGUAAUAUAAAAAUGGAAUUCCAGAGAUGCAUUCAUUGUAACAGUAUAAACAAUCCUGAAUGUAACAUUGGUGUAACAUCAAAAGAGUGGCAGAUUUGUGAGGGAUAUUUGAGCACAUGUGUGACUGGAAUUGAUGCACAUGGCUAUACGCAUCGCCGUUGUAGCAGAGAAUAUCACGAUCAAGACAUUGAAUUUCCGAAUCGACAAUAUAUGGUGUGCACUCAAAAUAUGUGUAAUACAGGCAUUUUUCCAAGGAAUCGUAUUCAAUGCUAUCGCUGCAAUGGAGACAAAGAGAAUUGUGAUUUUAUGCCAUCGAAUUUGAUGGAAAAUAAACUGAAGCUAGUACCAUGUGACAUGUUUUCUACGUUGGACCAAUGCUAUACGUAUCUUGAAGACAAUAAAAUGUAUCGUGGUUGUUUGACUGACCAAAGUGACCACCGUUUAUUGUGCGAAGAUGAUUCGAAUAAAAAAGGUGCUUGUGUAAAAUGCACCGAAACAGGCUGCAACAAUGUUCCCAAAACCAGGCCACCGUCAUUAUCUUGUGUACGUUGUGGCAAAUCGGAAGAAUGCGCGUUUGGACAAGAUAAGAAAAAUGCAGUGCCAUGCAGCAAUAUUGUUCCAUUUGGUGUUGAUGAAUCAUGUUUCAUUCGUUACAAUUUGGUUGAUGGUUGGGCUGUCAGAGGAUGCACCAAUGAUGAUGAUGACAAAACUCCGACUUUCCCUAAUAAUAAUACUCUGUUAUGUAGAACAUCCACUUGCAAUUAUGAUAAUGUCAUACGUUCGUCAUGUGUUUCUUGCGAGAGUGGUUUAAAGGGAAAAUGUGCUGAAAUAUCUGAUGAAAAAAGUCUUGUAAAACAAUGCGAAGGAACAUAUCCAUAUGAAUAUCGUGGCUGUUUUACAAUUAUGAAAAAUAAGACCGUACAUCGUGGCUGUAUCAAAGAUCUCAGUGAAGAGGAAUAUGAAAUCUGUAAAAGUGACGGGAACUGUGAUCUUUGCUUAGAAAGCAAUUGCAACAGAAAUUCUGUAUCAUCAUCAACCAAAAUAGCUAUCAAUAGAUUUAUGAUCGCGGCCAACACUUUAAUCAUAUUCCAUUUUAAUCGAUUCUUAUCUAAUCACAACAUUCAAGAAGCUUCCAGCAUUUAACUAAAGGAAGUACGACCUUCGAGUCUAUA